UACGGGGACAAAUGAUUCUCACUGACACAGCAGACGACUGGACCAAUGAGACGUACACAUGGACGGGUUCUGGAGGCCUGGUCCUGUUUGGACAUGGUCUUUACACAGAAAGGAGGUGUGGAUUGACAGGUGAGACCUGGCCACACCCACUAAUGCACACAGUCCAGGUAGGAGCCACGGCGUUGCACCUGCACCUCAGGCCUUAGUGUCAGGGCGAAGGAUGGCGCUGCCCACAGUGGAGGACCGGGUCUGCAACCAAUCAGAGGAGGACGGGGAACUGACCCGGUUCAGCAGUCCUGGAAAUGAGGAGGAGGAGGAAGAAGAAUAUGUACGUCUACCAAGUCAUGGAGACACCGAAGACGAAGACAAGGAGGAGGAGCAGGUUCUACUGGAAGUGCUGUGUGCAGACAGAGUCGGACAGAUGACCAAGACCUACAACGACAUUGACGCCGUCACUCGACUGCUGGAGGAGAAAGAGCGAGACCUGGAGUUGGCGGCUCGCAUUGGCCAAUCGCUGCUGAAGAAGAACAAAGCCCUGAGCGACAGGAACGAGCUUCUGGAGGAGCAGGUGGAGCAUGUCCGUGAGGAGGUGUCUCAGCUGCGUCAUGACCUGUCAAUGAAGGAUGAGCUGCUGCAGUUUUACACCAACGCCGCUGAGGAAAGCGAGGGGGAGUCGGCCACGCCCACACCCGUUCGACCAACUGAACCAAAUGUCUCCGCUCCAACGUUUUUCCCUCUGGAUUCUUUGCAAAAGAAACUCAAAGAUCUGGAGGAGGAAAACAAAUCCCUGCGAUCCGAGGCUAGUCAUCUGGAGACAGAAACCAUGUCGUAUGAGGAGAAGGAGCAGCAGCUGGUCAACGACUGCGUCAAGGAGUUACGUGAUGCCAACCUGCAGAUUUCAUCUCUUGCUGAUGAACUGAACAGAAAAACUGAAGACGCGUCGCGGCAGCAGGAGGAGAUCACCCACCUGCUGUCACAGAUUGUAGACUUGCAGAAGAAGGCCAAGCUGUACGCUGUAGAGAACGAGGAGCUGACGCAGCAUCUGGGAGCAGCUAAAGACGCCCAGCGCCAGCUGACGGCCGAGCUGCGAGAAUUUCAGGAUAAAUAUGCAGAAUGUAUGGAGAUGCUCCAUGAGGCUCAGGAGGAGCUGAAGAACCUGCGAAACAAAACGUUACCGCUCAGCACAUCGCGGCGUUUCCAUUCGCUGGGUCUGUUCCCGAUGGACUCUUUAGCCGCAGAAAUAGAAGGAACCAUGAGGAAGGAGCUUCAGAUGGACGAUCCAGAGGUAGAAGAACAGAGACUCCAUCCCAAGAGGGUUUUCCAGACCGUCAAGAACCUGAACCUGAUGCGUCAUCAGCGUUCGUCUCUUGCCCCCUCCCCCCUCAACAUCCCAGGCUCCAAUCAGACGUCGUGUUUCACCUCAGGUCGCUCCAGCAGAGCAGGCACGCCACGCUCCAACUCCAUAUAUGGUAGCGAGACAGGUAGUGGGAUGAUCCUGGACAACCGGAGCAGCACAAUCCUGGAGAUCUCAGAUGAUGGGUCAGAGGACUCAAACAAACGUCCCCCCGGGACCCCCGGGACCCCCGGAACCCCCGGCACCUCUGACCUGGAGGCGGCCCUGCGACGCCUGUCUCUGCGCCGUGACAACUACCUCUCAGAAAAACGCUUCUUUGAGGAUGAGAGGGAGAGGAAGCUGUCAUACCUGUCCAAAGAGGAGGAAAAAGGAGGGGAGGAGGGCAGCAGGGGCCCAGGGACCCCCACCGAGAGCCUAUUGUCACUAUGUACCCACCCCUCCUUAGGGAGUGUGUGGUCUGGCUACACCUUCGCCACAAGGUCCUACCUGCCUGAGAAACUGCAGAUAGUGAAGCCGCUAGAAGGCUCUGCCACCCUCCAUGCCUGGCAGCAGUUGGCCCAGCCCCACAUGGGCGCUUUGCUCGACCAGCGGCCGGGCGUGGUCACCAAAGGCUUCCGUACGUUGGCUCAUGAGCAGGAGCAAGAGGCGUGGCCUCUGGACCAACCAGAGGAGGACGAGGCAUCAUGUGACUCGUUUGUGGGUGUGUCUGGUGAAAGCUGUGCCGUCAUGGAUAUGUGGCACGCGACGUCCACCCCGUACAGCACCGGUACAGACAACAGCCAAUCAGAGGCACCGCAGGGGAAAGAUGGGUGUGGCUUGGACAUAGAUCUCCCUUCCUGCAGCCCCGCCCCUUCCUGUCCUGUACCGUUAUCCUCAGAGAUGAACAGACAUGUGGACCUGAAGGAGCUCCAGACCCUUGAACCCGGAUCAGUGGACUGUAUACCUGUCCACUUCCCGGGGAAGUGCCUGUCUCACACCAGCUCCACCUACACCUUCACCACCUGUCGGAUCCUCCACCCCUCAGACCAGAUGACCUCCAUCUCCUCCAGCUCGGCCGUGGCCUCAUGUCAAAGCAGCAUGGGUUUGGCCACGCCCACUGCUGCCACUCCCCCUGUGCCAUUCUCAGCCCCGCCUACGCCCUCCUACACCCCCUGCGUCACCCCCCGCCGCCUCUCCCUGUCGCUGUCCCUGGCCGAGUCCUCCACCAACCUGAGGGACUCCACCAAGACCACCAGCACCUCCUUGGGCCUGGUGCGCCUCCUGCUGGAGCGCGGCAUCUCUGCGUCGGUGUAUGACCCCCGCAGCUGGGACCGCGGGUUGGACACCGGCGGGGCAUUGACCUCGGUGGGCGGGGCACUGGCGCAGAGGCGUGUUCGGCAUGUGGACGCCGAGGGCAGGCGGAGGCUGAAACGCCCGGACACCCUCCUGCUGCAGUUCACCUCCCCCCCCGACUCCCCCCCCACCUCCCCUCACUCAUGCUCCAGCUCUGCCUCCUCACGGCCAGUUUUCCAGUUCAGCCCAUGUCUGGACGAGGCGCCGUACCGUGACGCCUUUCUCGCCUCAAAGCCGGCGCGCACCAUCCUGAGGGAGGUGCUAGGGGAGGCGGAGAGGGAGCGAGGAGCCCCACCCCCUGAUGACGACGGACAAGCAGAGACAUUGAACCUGGGCCUCGUGGACAAACUGAAACGUUUCCGCACCUUGACGCAGCAGUCAGCUUCGGGCUCGCCGGGGGGGGCGCUGCUGGCCUCGUUGAGCUCCACUGGGCUGGGGGCGGGGCUACCGGGGCUCAACGCAGGCCUGAGGAGGAAUCGCAGCUAUCCUGCCAUGGUGGGGGCCAGUAUGGCUAUGAAAGACCCAGGAGGCCCCCCAAGCACAGAAAUACUUAUCCCCCACACCCCCCCUCCAGAAAUGGACAAAACGCACAUGAAUGCGGUCAAACUCAAACUUCAGACGGUUCAAUCAGAGGAUACCGUCAGAUCACGGACAACGAUGCAAACGCCACCAAAACAACGACUGCUGGCAGCAGCCAAUCACAACCAGACCUGGACGUAAACAGGAAGAGAAUCAGCCAAUAGCACGGUGGAGGGGGAGGGAUCGACCAAUGUGUCUCCAGUAGAACCAAACAGGAGAACGGUACUGAACGGAACCUGGUUCAACCCUGACCCUGUACCAAGGGAUCAGCACCCGUUCAGUCCAUGACCCCUGUGGGUCUUAGGUCGACCUCAUCCAGGUCCAGGUCCAGUUUUCACUUACGACGUUUUCACUGAAUAAAAAAACUGUGAAACCAGUGAAAUAAUGAAGACGCUUGUCUGCGUCACAAUUCAAACCAAAUAAUUUAUCACUUUAAAAGAAAAAGAAUAAAUUAAAAUAUUGAGGAUUAGAUUCAGAAUCAGUUGAGCCCUGGUCCAAAAGACACAUAAUUAACUGAACAGAACCAGACCUGUUUCAGACCCGGGUCAAACCAGGUCCCGACGUGGUUGAAACCAGGUCCGGACCCGGUUCAGAUGUGGUCCAGACCCACACCCACUGACCUGUCUGGUCAUUGGUAUCGGGUCCAUCUGGUCUCAUCCCAUCUGUGCGGCGCUGAAUAACCUGGUGUGGGCGGGUCCAGUGAUGAUGAGGAUGCUGCCUUCGUCCUUUAAACUGAAGAUGCUUUUUAUGCAAAAUACUGAGUCAUGUGACCUUUAAAGGACCAGUCCGACGACAGCGCUGCACAGAUAAUAAUAUAUAUAUAUAUAUAUAUAUAUAUAU
This is a messenger RNA of Sphaeramia orbicularis (orbiculate cardinalfish), 4105 nucleotides long. RefSeq names its product trafficking kinesin-binding protein 1-like. Gene Ontology annotation, molecular function: GABA receptor binding; myosin binding. The record is from RefSeq and is a predicted model, not a curated record. NCBI's taxonomy places the organism in Eukaryota, Metazoa, Chordata, Actinopteri, Kurtiformes, Apogonidae. Bases 221 to 3406 code for a protein of 1061 amino acids. Gene Ontology annotation, cellular component: cytoplasmic vesicle; mitochondrion; dendrite. The transcript is spliced from 15 exons. Gene Ontology annotation, biological process: protein targeting; anterograde axonal transport of mitochondrion; neurogenesis.